GCCGGCUGGAAGGACCACAUCCUGGCGUCCACGGCGUCAGAAGGGGGCAGCAAGACCGUGGUCAACUACUUCCAGCGCCUCGAGUUCCAGGAUGGCAAGCGCAAGCUGGCCACCCAAGAUUAUCACGGCAGCGGGCGGGUCCAUGUGCACAGCCUGGACUACUUGCAGAACGUGGAGGAGAUCGGCCUGGAGCACAAGAUGUCCGCCACGGUGCCGGAUGCAGAGGAGCAGCCAGCACUGCGAGGCUACAUGCUGGGCCGGCCUCAUGGUCGCAGCGACAGUGGCUGGCCGGUGGAGGGCGGCGAGUCCCGGUAUGACCCAGAGGACAAGAUCGUCAGGUUGCACCACACUGAAGAGGACAAGGCGUCGGGGCAUCGGGCUUUCUUCUCCGAGACGCUGGAGGUAACCAAGUGUCAUCAGGACGUCCUGCAUGGCAAUGGCCAGGGCCUGCUUCUCAAGUAUGUGGCGACCUACACACCCAAGUUCUCCGACAGCUUCGCCCGGGAAUGGCUGAAUGAUGAGGCCUCUGCUUUCUCCGUGGCCCGCAGGGUGCUGUUCGAUUACCAGCCCGCCGAACCGGAAAUGUGGCUCUACCUCUGUGCGCAGCAGAUGCCGCCUUGCCGCUACGGUGGCACCAUGGUCCCGCUCAUCGUGCCCUGGCCCGGUAUGGAGACACCGCCGCAGGUGGUGAAGGCCUACGAGGACUCGGAAUGGCGCCGCGAGGACAUGAGUCUCCUGGAGUUCUGCCGCAAGACCAACAAGAACGGUCGCAUCGCCCAGUGGGUGGUCAAGCUCCACAAGGCAGCGGGGGACGUGCAGCCCGCGGACGACGAGGCUACGAAGCUCCGAAAGCUACGCGACUUCGCGAACAGCUGCCCGAUGAGCGGCGAGAAGCUGAUGGCCUGCGACAUGCCCUCGCUCUUCAACGACCGGUGGUUCGGGCAGUGGCUGGCUUUGCGACAGCCGUUCCGGUGCCUCGGCGACCUCAUGCUGCCAGAAGUACAGGAGAAGGUGCCGCCCCAAUACGUCCACUUCACCAACGCCGUGUUGCAGUACCCGGCAUACUGGGAAGACGAGGAGCGUGUUCGCGCCGAUCUGGAACUGGAGGCCAUGGGAAACGGCAAGAUCCAGACCUUUCUGGCCAAGGUGCUGGCACAGCGGGCAUUGGUGGAGAAAUUCCUCAGCGGGGAGCUCGCCAAGGAGGACGCUGAUGGCACGCACGAGGCACUGCGCGAGGUGGGCCUGCUACCCGAGGAGGAGGAUCCCAUGUUCAAGGACGUCCAUUUCAACGACCGUCAACGGCAACUGGAGAAGAGCAUCUGCAAGUUGCUGGACAGGGCCAAGGCGGCGAGGGAAGCGCCGAACGAAAUGGAGUGGGAUCGCAUCGUGGAGGAAGCCAAGAAGCAGAACAGGCCUCAAGCAGAUUCGGUGGAAGUAAUGGACUGCCUGACGCAGUACGAUAUGAUCGUGGUCGACGAGAUCUCCCAGCUCUCCCAGAAGGACUAUGAGCGCAUCAUCCAGAUGUGGGAGGCGGCAGACCGGGUUCCUGUCCUCGUCUUCGCAGGCGACUUCUGGCAGCUCCCAGGCGUGCAGCCCUCCAAAGCCACUGACAGCCCCAAAUGGCACAUGGUGCAUCAGAUCGAGCUCCACGAGAUGUGGCGCUGCAAGGACGAGACCUUGCGCGAGAAGCUGGUCGCUCUGCGGACCGCGAUGCCCACGAAGAAGCUUCUGAAGCGCAUCUGCCUUCGCCACAAGGCCUGGUCCGGUCAUCGGAAGCCGACGGCUUGGGACAUACAGCAGCUCUACCGCAAGGUGCCCCACACCACGGUGGCCACCUGUACGAAGAGAAGGGCCGCCCACGUCAACGACCUCUCCAUCUGGGUGCUCUUCACGACCCAGCGCAAGCGGCAGCUGGCCAAGCUCAAGGUGGACUGGGAGUCGAAUGCGGACAACUACGACGAGAAGAACAAUGUGAUCGCGGGCCGGCCACCAAAGCCCUUGACCAUGAAAGUCUACAAGAACCUCCGCGUGCAUCUGACCCGCAACGUGGACAAGUCCUCAGACUUCGUCAACGGUAUGGAGGCCACUGUCAAGAGCUACGACCCGAACUCUCGCUGCCUCCAUGUGCUCACCAAGACAGGUCGCAACUUGGCUGUGUACCCCAUUACAGACUGGGUGGAGGGCUGCGGCUACGUCACUGCUUACCCAGUCCGUCCAGGAUAUGCCAGCACGGUGCACAAGCUGCAGGGGGCCGAGCUGGAACAUAUCACCGUGUGGCUGGACAUUCCCUUCAUGCGGGCGGCUGGAUACGUGGCACUGAGUCGAGUGCAGCGAGACACCGACUACCUCUUGGGUGGCAUCGUGACGCGCCGCCACUUCCUUCCGGCGAUGUGA
Molecule: messenger RNA, 2394 nt
Organism: Symbiodinium sp. CCMP2456
Lineage: Eukaryota; Dinophyceae; Suessiales; Symbiodiniaceae
Source: the annotation of a GenBank genome assembly